Molecule: messenger RNA, 1160 nt
Organism: Papilio xuthus (Asian swallowtail)
Lineage: Eukaryota; Metazoa; Arthropoda; Insecta; Lepidoptera; Papilionidae
Source: RefSeq, a predicted model, not a curated record
AAAAUCUUAUCUGAUAAGAAAUGACAUAAGAUGUCAUUUGAAUGUUGCUCAAAAAUAUUAUUGAAUCAAAUAAAACAUUAGAAAGUAACAAAAUCUAAAUAAAUUAUUAAUAAUGGUAUCUGGAAUUGUAUCUGGCAGAUUAGCCUUAGUAACAGGUGCAGGGUCCGGUAUAGGCAGAGCAGCCUGUCAAGUUCUAUCUCGUGAAGGAGCCACUGUUAUAGCAGCCGAUAAGGACUAUGAAGCCGCAGUGGAAACUAUAAAGAAACACAUUGCCUUAGCUUCAGGAUCAAAUUCAGUAGGUGAUCAUAGUGCCAUAGAAUUGGAUGUGUCAAGUUCAAAAUCUGUAUCUGAACUUCUUAGCAAAUUACAGCGACAAUAUAAAGCUCCUCCAACUAUUAUAAUUAACUCAGCGGGUAUUACAAAAGAUAAUUGGAUGCUGAAACUAUCUGAAGAGGACUUUGAUAGUGUACAAGAUGUUAAUUUAAAGGGCACAUUUCUAAUCAUGCAAACAUUUGCUAAAGCACUGACAGAGGCUUCUCUCCCGGGAUCUAUUGUAAAUAUUUCUAGUAUUGUUGCUAAAUAUGGAAACGUAGGACAAACUAACUAUACAGCUAGCAAAGCGGGUGUAAUUGGAAUGACUAAAUCUGCUGCUAAAGAGCUAGGAAAAUUUAAUAUAAGAGUAAAUGCAAUUUUACCGGGUUUCAUAGACACACCAAUGGUUGGUACAAUUCCUGACAAAGUUAAGGAGAAUUUUCUCAAAAUGAUACCAUUAGGAAGAUUAGGAGAUCCUAUUGAAAUAGCAGAAGUAAUAACAUUCCUUUCCUCCGAUAAGAGUUCGUUUGUCACAGGCGCAACUAUCGAUGUUACAGGAGGAUUUUAAUCUACAUUUUUGAUUUUUUAAGUUUUUUUUAUUUUUUAUGUAGAGAAAUGUUGUGUGGUUGGGUUUAAUUUUUCUUUUAUAUUUUUGUAUACAUUGGGUAAACUUGGUGCUUAAUUAUUAUAAACUAGUCCUAAGAGUACAGUGGAACGUUUACAAUGAAUCCUGUGAUAUAUAAAAAAAUAAGAACAUAAAAAUGUCUUCAUUUUAGAUCUAUGUCAAUACAAUAAUAAAAUUGUUAGAUAUAUAUCUGUUUGAAACUUCAAAACUUUUGCAAAAAUAU